This is a messenger RNA of Darwinula stevensoni, 2865 nucleotides long. The record is from the annotation of a GenBank genome assembly. Lineage: Eukaryota; Metazoa; Arthropoda; Ostracoda; Podocopida; Darwinulidae.
AUGGGAGCUGAUGAUAAAAGACCCCUGAUUGACGCAGCAGGAGAAUAUGUGAAACAUCACUAUCCAGAGGCCUAUGAAAAGGCGCAUUCCUUACCUGAGGAAUUCAUAUUGGAAAAGAAGGAAUUCAUGAAGCUGCACAAAACGGCAAGAAUCGGCGAACAAGAUGUGAAUAUGCCCGCAGCUCAGCUCUCGGUUGCAAUGGUGUUUGAUAAAGUCAAAGAAACGUUCAAGGGCGUGCCAUCCCUCACAUUGUGCGAUUACGCAUUUACAGACACUUUGCUCAAGGGGAUCAAGCAGCAACAGAAAGAAAAGUUCAUCAAUAAUUUCGGAGUGAAAAUGGAUGACCUAGCAUCUGGGGAUCAUGACGUCUUUGGAGUUGGAGUAUCUGGGGACCAAAUCCUUGGAGUUUUCUUUCAAGUUAAAGGAACGCAGUCGGAUAAAAACGCGAAAACAAUCUUAAAAAAUCUGAAGAUAGGACUGCAACAAAUCCAGAAAGAUGUGAACAUUUUCAGGACCAUGUGCGGUGAAUUUCUCAAUUUGAAAGUAAAACUGGCCGGUUUUGCAGCCUUUCCAAUGCUUUCUAAAUCAGAUUUGCGAAAAGCGGUCGAUUGUGAUGAUUGCAGGAAGCGAACCCUCACUUCGGAUGAUCUUGAUACUUUAAAGAGUUUCGAAGCAUUUCUGAAGACACAAGAUAUUGUGCUUGAGAAAUUCUCGAACUGGGGCACCAACACCUCAUUAAGAAUGACCUUCAAGGAAAUCUUUGACUUCUAUGUUUCUGCUGCAUCGUUUGUGGACCUCCCACGAAACCCCACUCAGUAUUUCCAAAAGUCUGAGGAGCAAAUACGGAAGAUGUUGCUGAUUCUUACUCCUACUCAGAAAGCACUAGUGAAGAGUGAAGAAAAUAUAAUCCUCAUAUGUGGUGCUUCAGGGACUGGAAAAACAUUUGUCCUGAAGAAAAGAGCCGAAAGGUUGGCGGGGGAAGUUGAAGUAUUGGUUAUAAACAUCGCCGGAGGACUCUUGACUGAAGAAUUCCGAAGUGGCCUGAAAGAAAACAAGAAUAUCGACGUGGUAGACGGGAAAACCGGGGGCCUGGAAGAAGACCUAGGAGCUUUAAAGAAGUAUCUGGAGGAAAAAGGAAAAGGGAAACAUAUUUUCAUCGAUGAAGUUCCCAUCACUCUAGGAUUCCAAGGAACUAUCACCUCGCAAAAGCUUUCCGAGCAUUGGAAAUGGAUCGUGGACAUGAUUCCUCAUGUGAAGUCGAUCACUCUCUGCUUUCGGCCCAAUGAUCAGUCCUACAAGAGAGAUUUCCCUCUUCAAGAUAUCAAAUUCGGUGAUUACCAGAUGACAGUCUUAGAGGGAGUGAAAAGAAACAGCAGGAGAGUAGCAGAGUUGUUCCUUGCCAUUGGGGAUUAUUCCCGCCGGAUCUUCAUAUCCCGAGAGAAGACACUUCCACUAGAGAUGAAGCAGUCUGGGAAGGGAUUUAUUCCAGUCCUCUUUCCCAUUCCCUCUUGUUUCUCAAUUCAUCUGGGAGAAUGCAAGAACGAGAAGAUAUGCGAAGCCGUGAGGGCCUCGCACGCUAUUAACGUCAUAUACGAAGAAUACUCCAAAUCACAAGAGAAAACUCCACUUUUUGUCGUGGUGGAUCAUGAGAAGAGGAGGAAUGCUCUCGUGAACGUCUUCACUUCCCUCUACCCAUCACUCCCUCUCCUCUUCCCCAACUUCAACAGGGGCCACAAGUCGUGGGAUUUCCGUAGGAAUGGGGCCUCAGAAGGCACGUUCUUCAUCAUCGUCGUGACCGAGAGUGAAAUUAUUGGAUGCCACUUUAAAAAUGUGACUGUGGUGAUCGAUAUUGCUCAGUCAGAAUGGCGGAACUAUAUUCGAUUGAUAGCAACAACCGGGGAAAACAAGAUCAUUGUGGUCGAAGACGAGCAACUGAGGACAGGGAAGUUCUCUCGCAUAAUAGAGAACAAAUAUGUUUGGAAGAAUAGCGAAACACAGGAAAGUCUCGACGAACAUCUAAAGGUAAGGCUGAGUACCGCCUGGGAAAAAUGGGAUGUAGAGAAAAUCGACAAAUUGAAAAAUAACGCCUUCCCCCUUGCAUCUUUACCUGAAAUAAGUAUAGAUUGGGAUGGAAGAGAGGGAGAGGAGGAACGCGAUGUGGAUUUGAUGCAAGAACAUUGGCUAACUGGAAUAUUUGGUCCCCCUGCCUCGGGAAAAUCCAGGAGAGUGAACAUGUUCAUGCAACGAGUAGCAGAGAGGGGAGCCCGAGCCAUCCUCUUCCAACCCGAAAGAGUACUGUCCCUAAUAGAACACCAAAGGCGCUGGGGGGAAAAUGAUAAUGUGGACCUCAAAGGCUUCCAUUUCCAAGUCAAGUCUUUCCAGGAACUCAUUAAACUUCUGGAAGUGACACUGAAGGAGGAGAAAGAAAUGAGAAAAAGAGAAAAGAAGAAAGGGGAUAAGGGAGGUGUAGGAGGGGAUUGGGAUGUGGGUUCCCUGACCGCGAUCGUUGAAGAUUGUCCAUUGUUCGAGGAUCUCCAGGGGACCGCAGAAAAAGUGAAAGAGAUGAAUAUUCGACUAAUACUUGCCUUCAAACCUCAUUCGGAAAAAGCCUCAGGGGACGCGGUGCCGACAUGGGAUGAGGUAGGGAAAAGAUUAGGAGAAGAGGCGGUGAAAAAAGAAGGCAUUCUUAUCCAGGAUAUGGGCAAAAUCAUCUGCCUCUCUGAAGAGACAUGGGCAGCUCUAAACAGAGUUUUGCCUUUACCGAAGGACUCUUCCCCCUUCUUCGACUGGGGAUAUGCUUGGGAUGAAUGGGCAGGGGAAGCGCCUACGGUUAAGAAAAGGAAGGGGGGAAUAAUCGAGUUCCUG